Messenger RNA from Emericellopsis cladophorae, 393 nucleotides. RefSeq lists its product as uncharacterized. Bases 1 to 393 code for a protein of 130 amino acids. The transcript has a single exon. The record is from RefSeq and is a predicted model, not a curated record. Lineage: Eukaryota; Fungi; Ascomycota; Sordariomycetes; Hypocreales; Bionectriaceae.
AUGUACUCUACCACUGGAUUGGAGCUGACCGCGACAAACACCAUUCCUAUGGCGGCCUUUGUGCGCAUCAUCAACAUAUACCGUCUCCUCUAUCUCAAUGAGAGAGCAAAACAUUACAACAUUGCCUACGUGUGGACCCCAGUCGAAUGUGACGUUGCCAAGAUGGCCUGCUGCAUGCCCGCACUUCGCCCACUCUUUAGUCGUCUCUGGCCACGGUCGUUCGACAACAGCGGCGCCAAAGCCGAAGAAUAUCCCUACUCGAAUUCGCUCGGCAACGUGACAUACGGCCGGCCGUCCAUGGGUGGUAGUCACCAGCCCCGGGAUCGAUCGGGGGCGACGAAAGGCUUCAUGCUCAAGGACAUUUACGGCUCUCGGAAGAAAACACAGACAUAG